Larimichthys crocea (large yellow croaker) is the source of this 2316-nucleotide messenger RNA. RefSeq names its product FAST kinase domains 3 (gene fastkd3). Gene Ontology annotation, molecular function: RNA binding. NCBI's taxonomy places the organism in Eukaryota, Metazoa, Chordata, Actinopteri, Sciaenidae. Gene Ontology annotation, cellular component: ribonucleoprotein granule; mitochondrial matrix. The transcript has 7 exons. Gene Ontology annotation, biological process: regulation of mitochondrial mRNA stability; mitochondrial RNA processing. The record is from RefSeq and is a predicted model, not a curated record. Bases 153 to 2150 code for a protein of 665 amino acids.
GAGUCAUUUAAAAGAUUCGUUCGAAUUGAACGAUUCGUUCCCGAUCGACCCACUCCUCUUACGGAGCCACGUUAUGACGGUAUUCUCGCUGUCAGCGGUUCUGUGACCUCUUUAGCCGGAGUUGGAGAGUCCAGCUCUGCUCUUCCAGGGUCAUGGCUCUGAAGCUGAUCCAGAGAGUCCCCCCUCUGCUCGGGCGUUACCCUCACGCUGGAGCCGCCAGGCUGCUGAGCACCGGCCCCGCGGCUCAGCCCGUGUGUGUCGCCUGCCUGUGCACCUCAUCCGGCGGCUGCAUCCGGACACAGGGCUGCAGGAAGCUCCAGCAGGACUGUAGGAGAAGGAGCUUCACCACCACCACUACCAUCAAGGAGCCGUUCUUUGUAGCCAGCAGCUCUGUGGGACUCCACAGGGAUUCAUGGCCCCGGUUCCGUCUGACCCAGCUGCACCGACCCACAUCUGCAGAGGAGGAGUCUUUCCAGCAGCGCCUGUGGAGCUGCUCCUCAUCCCUGCAGGUCUUCACACUGCUGCGCUCGGUGGAGAUCGUGUCUGACACCAUGGCUGCAGCGGUGCUUCACCGUGUGGCCGACCUGGAGCAGGUGGGGAACUCUCUGAAGGAUCCCACAGUUCUGGAGAAGGAGACCAUCAGAGCUCUGUGCUUCCAGCUGGAGCAGGACUCCAGGCGGCUGACGGACGCCGGGGCGGUGUCGGCUCUCCGGGCUUGCACGCGGCUCUUCUUGGACCCCUGGAGCACACUGAUGGUGCGGCUGGUGUCUGAGAGCCAGGAGAGGUUAGACCGAGGGCAGAUGAGUGUGGGGCAGCUGUGCACCUUGGGCUUUGCGAUGCUGGCUAUGGAGGGUCCCGGCUGUGUGAUGCUGGAGCAGGUGAUGGAGCAAAUCCAGAAGCAGGAGCCCACCCAGUGGAGCCUGGCAGAUCUCGUUUCUGUAUACAGACUCCUACAAGGUGGCGUGGGUGAAGAUAGGAAGUAUCAGGACCUCCUGAAUGCCAUGCACACGCAUGCUGUGACGGUCACCUCCCGCAUGAAUCCUGCAGCCGUCAGCGGGCUGCUCGGUGCCCUCGUGUCCCUGAAUCAAACCCAGGCCAUGCCUCUUGUGAUCAAUCUGUGCAAACAGGCUGUACGACAUGUACCUCGCUUCUCCGACGAGGAGCUCACCAUCGUGCUCGGGGCGCUUAUGCACUUUGGUCACAGCGAUCGUUUCUUUGUGGAGGCGAUGGAGAGGUAUGUGCCCACGAUGACCUUCACCUCCCACCCGGAGACGGUCACCAAGGUGAUUCAGUUCUUUGGGCGGAGGAACAUCCUCUCCCCGACUGUGUGUGACGCCGUCGCGGAGAGCUUCGUCUACCGAGCCGACGACUACACCACCAGCCAGGUGACCAGGCAGAUCAUGGCUCUUGGAAAGCUCGGCUAUCUCCCUCCCAACGCCAACGACGUGUUCAGGAAAGUGGAGACCAUCCUGUACUCGCGCUUUUCGCACUUCCAGCCUCGAUCGCUGCUCAACCUGCUCCACUCCUGCACCAUGUUGGAGAGGUUCCCCGUUAACUUUGUCUCCAAAGUUUUCAGCAGCUACUUCCUCCAGCAGCUGCAAGACCAGGGCAAUGGGAUUGACCAGAUCAUCCUGGCACAGCUGACCCAGCUCUACAUGACUUUGAAGUUGGAGUGUCCUUUCUAUGAGGGUCCGAAGCUCCUUCCAAAGUACUGUGUGAAGUCUUUCCUCAUGUUUGGACGCUCUCUGGAGACGCCGGUGGACGUACAUCUGUACAACUCUGUGAAAACCGGACUGGUGGAUCUGCUCGGGGCUCGCUCAUACUUUGGAUCCAAAGUUCUGACACCAUACUGCUACACACUCGACGUGGAGAUAAAACUUGAUGAAGAGGGAUUCGUGCUGCCUGCCAGUCAGAAUGACGACAUACACAAAAGGAUAGCUCUUUGUAUCGACGGAUAUAAAAGGUUCACUACAAACAAGAGGCAGCUACUUGGAAAAGAGGCCAUGAAGCAGCGACAUCUGAAGCUUCUGGGAUAUCAAGUUGUUCAGAUCCCGUACUAUGAAUUUGAAAAACUGCGACACAAGAGCAGCGUGGUCGAGUAUCUGCACCAGAAAAUCUUCCCUCACACGUUCAGGCUGAACUGGGGAUGAUGCAGAUGACAGCACUUUGGAUGUGACACUUUAGUUGAGCCUUUUCCCUACUGAAAGAAAUCAAUAUUUACUUUUUCUAAUAAGUCAUCACCAAAAUAAUGUUUUAAGUUAUUGAUUUUUGCGCUUUUGCUUAUAAAACUUGACAAUAAAAUGAGCUUUGUAUAAA